Molecule: messenger RNA, 670 nt
Organism: Guyanagaster necrorhizus
Lineage: Eukaryota; Fungi; Basidiomycota; Agaricomycetes; Agaricales; Physalacriaceae
Product: Frataxin
Exons: 4
Coding region: 15-590 (191 amino acids)
Biological process (GO): intracellular iron ion homeostasis; iron incorporation into metallo-sulfur cluster
Cellular component (GO): mitochondrion
Molecular function (GO): ferric iron binding; iron chaperone activity; 2 iron, 2 sulfur cluster binding
Source: RefSeq, a predicted model, not a curated record
CCACGCAAUGUCAAAUGUCCUUUCGACUCACCUCCCGUUCAUUCAGUUCGUUGAAGCGGAAAUGUAUUCUGUAUAGCUAUGAAAAACGACCAUCCACUUUCUGCCCAUUGCGUAUUGUGCGACUGUCAUUGUUCCAGGGAAUCCCUUCCUUGAGCAUAUCUCGUCCGUUCAGCACGCAGCCUUCCCCUCAGUACCACGAUAUUUCAAAGGCUCCUCCACCUCAGUGGAUACAUCGCGGAAAUCUUACAGUGGAACGUUAUCAUGAGGUCUCCGACCGUGCGAUGGAGGCCUUGCUGGACCAACUUGAAGAUCUGUUAGACAGCGAAACUCAAAGUAACCCAGACCAUGAGGUCGAGUACUCUAGCGGCGUGCUCACAUUAAAUCUGGGUGGACAUGGAACAUACGUGAUCAACAAACAACCUCCGAACAAGCAGAUUUGGCUGUCUUCACCCCAGAGUGGGCCAAAGCGGUAUGACUAUAGUGAAUUCGACAGUAACUGGUGGUACUGGCGUGAUGAAAAGACAUUGAGUGACUUGUUGAAUGAGGAGUUGCAGGCCAUCUUUGGUAAGGAGCUUGGCAUUGCCUUAUGAGUAUCUCCGCGCGAUGGUAAUGGUAUCUUUGUUGAAAUCAUAUUGCAUGAACAGACGUAACGAGUGCUGGAAUGAUAUUG